Molecule: messenger RNA, 1161 nt
Organism: Beta vulgaris subsp. vulgaris (sugar beet)
Lineage: Eukaryota; Viridiplantae; Streptophyta; Magnoliopsida; Caryophyllales; Amaranthaceae
Exons: 5
Coding region: 166-771 (201 amino acids)
Biological process (GO): protein insertion into mitochondrial inner membrane
Cellular component (GO): TIM22 mitochondrial import inner membrane insertion complex
Molecular function (GO): transmembrane protein transporter activity
Source: RefSeq, a predicted model, not a curated record
AUACAAUCACAACACCCUCACGGUGACGGGCCAAACUCAUAGACUCAUAGUCAAAUUCCUUUAGAACCUCUCAUACGCAAAUUCGUCACUCAUACGCAAAUUCCAAAGCUCGAAUUGCAGAAGCUCGUUUCAGGUAAUAAGACUAAUAACUCUUGGAGUCACAAUAUGGCAACUUCUUCAGCGUCAGAAUCAACAAUAGCAGUUGAUGAAAUUCCAGAAGUGGUAGCUCCUCCCUCAAUUCCAUCCUCAUCCUCCUUUUUUGAUGGCUGGAAGGAGCGGAUCUUCUACCCUACCCUUCUUGGAGGGAUUGUUGGGGGAGCCGUUGGGGCAGUGUCAAAGCAUCGUAAAGUCCAUGGCCUUGCGAAUAUUUCAGCUACUUAUGCUACUAAUUUUGCUAUUGUUGCUGGCUGUUAUUGUGGAGCUCGUGAGUUUGUGAGAGUAACACGCAAAUCUGAACCUGACGAUCUUGUCAACUCAGCUCUUGGAGGAUUUUGUAGUGGAGCACUUCUAGGCCGCUUGCAAGGAGGCCAACGCGGGGCUAUUCGUUACUCUAUAAUGUUUGCUAUUGCUGGCACAGCAGCUGAUUUUGCCGUACUCGAGCUGCAACCUCUUGUGAAGAACUACUAUGAUUCAUUGCUUGGUAGCGACUUUAAAUUGCCGGAGUGGUCUCCCAUUCGGAUACUUGAUGAGGAAGCCUUAGCUGCAAAACAAGCUCGUGAAGAAGAACUACGUGCUCAGAGAGCCAUAAUUAUGAGGGGUAAAGAAACUUGAUUACAGUUUUCUGACUUAUGGUUUGUGAAAGUACAAGUCACAGUAAAAAAAAAAAAAUCAAUUUAAAGUGUAUUAAUGAAACGGAGUUCGAUUAGUGGCUUCGUGUAGUUUUGGAGAAUGUUAACCCAUCUAGUGGGUAAUUUACCUAUUGGAGAUAGACAAUUAGAAAAUAGUUUUGUUUGCUUAGUGAGUAAAUUUUGAUAAAAGAUUAAAUGUGGGGCACAAUAUUUGCUCUUCUAGUCUCAGGCUCUCAUUGAUAUGUUGUGUGUCGUCCAACUUUACGGAUGAAAGUAUGAAACCCUGAAUUCGUAGUUUCAUCUCGUACCUGUUCAAAUGAUGAAAACUUUUGAGCAUUCUCCGUUAGUCUUUUAAUUUCAGUUACAUUCACCA